UUGCCUUUUGUGUCUUUUCAGCGAUACGCCCAACGGCAGGGAUCUACACCGUCUCUUCCGGCUACCACCAUUCCACAACCUUCACGCAGCUCCUUCGCUGAUAUUCCGGACAGGAGUCCUCACCUGCGUAAAACUCUUAUUCCUUGCGCUCCUUCCCAAGAAACCGACUCCAUAACCCCAAAUCGUCCUACAACCAAAGAAAUCUCAGGCUCCUUCACUUCGGCUCCUAAGAGGCGGCUAGAAGAUUCUAUUUCUGAUCCCAACGAACUCAUUCCGAAUGUCUCCUCAAACAAGCAGCACAAACUCACCGACUCAGAGCCCGAAUCUUCAUUCCCAUCUUCAAAAUCCUCUAAUUCCACUGCUGCCUCCACCCGACCACCCAAGGUUUCUCGUAAACUUCCACAAAAACCAGCUUCCCCCGUCCUUACUGAUAUCGGCUGUGGUCGACCAGUCGAGCCGACAGAAGAAGGCUUUGACAGUAAGCGUGCUUCCCCUACUUACACCAAACGUCCUACGUCCGCGGAACUGCGCCCUGCCGCACCCUCUUCAAAUGGUGCGUCGCUUUCGUUCUGCGAGCAAGUUAAUGGAUCUAGCGGUGACAGUGCGUACUAUACUAGCAAUGGAAUUGCUGGCGGUUUUAGCAGCAGCGGUAGCAGCAUAAAUGGGUCAGCUGGCGGCCCCUGUGCUAGAUCUUCGAUGGAAGAUGCCCACACGAACUCUCAAGUCUCCAGACGAAGACCACCCGUGGGCUGUGGCAGCGAGGCGGGCAGUUGUGGUGACAGCAACGUUCCCUCCCCACAGACACCACCCCCUCAAGAUACCCGACCGCCUGGCAAGUCAAUGUUGAGCAUCUUCCCGCCAUCUCACUGUUCGGAUGAAAAAUCAUCAGAACUCUCGGACGAAGAGUGCCUUUACUCGGAUAUUGCUUCGGAAACAGCCGAAUUGGAAAGGCUCUUUCCGGAAAUUCGCGAUUCGACGGAAGCCUCUGCUUAUCGUAACGAGUUUGAAAAUCUAUAUCCGACCUACCUUGAUCUCUACCAGUCAUUCCAAACUGCAUGGGAGACCAUCGAAGCUCUCAAAAUGCGUGUUUUGACUGCACUACGCGAACGCAGUAGCAAUGCGGCCUCGCAGUCUGCUUGUGAAUUAGACGAGUUCAUCAAGGGCAUGCGGACACCACAGCGUCGCGCCGACGAGAUCCGCUUGGCAGUUAUGACCUACAAGCUGCGUCUUCUUAAACAGCGUCUGGCGAUUUUUACGGCUCAAAGCGUCGAGUCCAAAAUGUCGACGACCAACGUUACCGGUUACUACAAGGCCGUUGAUGCUCGUUGA
Messenger RNA from Dibothriocephalus latus, 1329 nucleotides. NCBI's taxonomy places the organism in Eukaryota, Metazoa, Platyhelminthes, Cestoda, Diphyllobothriidea, Diphyllobothriidae. The record is from the annotation of a GenBank genome assembly.